CUUUUUAAAAGUAGUAGUAGUAAACUAUCAUGUGUUCGCUUUAAAUGUCAAGUUCUCUAUAUACAAAUAAAACUUCUCGAAAUUUUUAAAAAUUGUUUUUAAGAUCAAAAAUGUCUCAUGAUCCGCAGAAGCCCGACAAACAGCCAAAAAAGGAGCCUCCAGUUUUGACUGCAGAAACCAUCACCAUGGAUAAAUGUAUCGCCGACUUUUGCCUGAAGGGUGGAAGUGGUUUGAUUAUUGGCAGCGUUUUCACCUUGUUCUUCACGCGACCACAAACAUAUCCGAUUUGGCUGGGGAUGGGCUUUGGAAUGGGUGUAGCCUACGACUGUUGCCAGGCCCGUUGGAAUCAACAAUAAUAUUCAAAUGAUCUAAGCUUUAAUAAACGUAGGACUUGUUAAAAAACUUGUAAAAAUCAAUUCUGGAAACAUUUGGGGACUUAUCAUUUCAGAAUUGUUCCGCAAAUAAAUUUAUCUUUGAAAAAAUGAUUUCAAAACUAAUCGAUUUCAACAUUUCGAUAAAUAAAAUUUCAAAAAUGUCCUAUUUUUUCUUUAUUCAAAUCGGUUAUCAGGGCAAUAAAAUAAUUAAACUUUUUAAUUACUAAUGUGUUUUUAGAAACAUUUUUCUCAAUCUCAUUAUUACUUUUUUGAACAAGUUACAAAAAACUUGAAGUACCUAAAUAGAAAAACUUGAUUAGUAGAAAUUAUAAUGAUUACUUAACCCUAUAAGAAAAGGUAUUAUUUAAAAGGCACUACCGACAUUGAUUUUCUCAAAAAUUAAGUGUUUUAAAAUCUUUUUGCAAAGAAACCUCUCCGAUUCGGCGAGAAAUCAGUCUUUGGCCAUUGAAA
Drosophila suzukii is the source of this 845-nucleotide messenger RNA. Its product is annotated as MICOS complex subunit Mic10. The record is from RefSeq and is a predicted model, not a curated record. NCBI's taxonomy places the organism in Eukaryota, Metazoa, Arthropoda, Insecta, Diptera, Drosophilidae. Gene Ontology annotation, cellular component: MICOS complex; mitochondrial inner membrane; mitochondrion.